Nematostella vectensis (starlet sea anemone) is the source of this 4556-nucleotide messenger RNA. RefSeq lists its product as uncharacterized. The transcript has 4 exons. The coding region runs from base 22 to 1716 and encodes 564 amino acids. Lineage: Eukaryota; Metazoa; Cnidaria; Anthozoa; Actiniaria; Edwardsiidae. The record is from RefSeq and is a predicted model, not a curated record.
UGGCAUUUUACAUCUUUUUAAAUGCGCAACGGCGGAAAACUCAAAUCAUUCAAAAUGAAAAACUUCAAUGUUAUCAGAUUUAUUUUUGUUUUUGUUGUUAUUGUCAGAUCUGUAGAUGCAGAAGAAUCAGGGUUCGAGCUACCGACAAAUGAAAGAAUCAAAGAUGGAGAAAGAUCUUUGCAAGAAUUCGAGGCAAAAGCUCGCCACAGCAAAUGUUGGAAAGACGCCGUAGCGAAUCUUCACACAAGCUGUAAAAAGAUGUCGGACAUCGAACAGAGCUAUUUAGCCGUGGAUUUCGCAAAUUGUCAUCUAAAGAAGUCGGGAAGAAAGACUUACAAUUGCUCACGGGACAGAUCAAUUGAAGAUUGUACUGGAAAUAUGGAUGAGACUGCAUUUUCGACGUACACACAUUUUUUCACCCACACUACGAACAUUUGCUUUUAUCUGCAAAGUCAGGCUUGGCAAGAAAAAACAGAAGACACAAUUUCUAAGCUAUCCAGUACAUCGGAUCACGUUGUAGAGCAGUUAGAAAGCUCGCUAGACAAUCAGGUUUUGCUUUUAAAGCACCAAGGAAAGUCGCUGGAAAAUCAAAAGCAAAUUAUUGCUCGGGAGAAAGAGCUAUCUCAUACUUUGAAGUCGUCUACAAACCAGGCCAAGGAAGCAUUCCUCGAUAUGAAGACACAAGCUAGCAAACAAAAAGCUAUUUUUACCGAAACAUUUGAGGGAAUUUUCAAAAGUGUGGAAAAUAUCAAGCAAUUGCAGGCAAUGUUAUUGGGAGAAUUUAUCACUUUGCAGUCUCUUGCCUUCCACUUUGUCUCAGUUUGUGUGUGCUAUUUCUUCACUAGUAGUCCUAGGACAGCUAAUGCGCGAUUACCAUUGUUCAUGGCUCUUGUAGGGCUUAUGGGCAUAGAGCGCCUGGUGACUGCUUGCGGCGUCGGGAAUGGAUCAAGCUCAAGUAUAUCAGAGGUGGUCCAUUACAGACUGUGGGUGUGCCGCAAGCUGUUUAUUUUUGGAUCCAUAACCUUUCUACUCAUCACUGCCUACAAAUUCCAAGACUACAACAAGAUCAACCACCAGAUGCUGCUAAAAAUUCAGCAACAGAUAAUCGACUUGAAAUCACUGCAGGGAAAAGAGAAAUCCCCACAGAAGGCACUAAUGAAUGGGGAUACAAUUCCUAUGACUAGUUCAAGUCGUACCCUUCCCUGGAUGUCACAACAGGAACUUCCCAAUCAUUCCUCCACACUGACCAUCUCCGACCGAGUUGACAGUGGCUUAGACAGUACAGACCUAGAAGAUAUAGAUGUCACAUAUGUACCACAAGAAACUGACUCAGAGUCUGAAUCAGAUAAUGAGAGUGUGAACACUGGUAGUUUACCUGAUCUUAGCACUGACAGCUUCCUGCAGAGCAUGUCAGAGAGUUUCUCGAGUCUGAAAAAGACCAGAGACAGAGCCACACCUAGGAAAUCAAGAUCUAGGGCCACUCCAAGGGCGUCUAUGUCUCCAUCACACACAUACAACCUUCGCCCAAGAAGAACACCCCAAUCAACCCCGAUGACCUCCAGUUUUAUUGAGAGUAUGCCAUCCCCAUCAACAUUAGGGGAACUGGUUGAGGGACUUCAUCAAACUACUGCACGGUACACUGCCGUACUGCGCAAAGAUAAGGACAAGAGUAAUGGGCCAAGGUCUACUCUUUUCUCAUCAGAUGAGGAAAACUAAUACAAUUGCUUAUCAAAGAUAAGGUGGGGGGGGGGGGGGGGCAUUCGUGGGUCUAAUCAAUACCACACAAAAUUUUCGAAAAUACCGCAAUACAGCAGAAAUAAAUUUGAAAUAUUGCAUACUGCAUGGAAGGAAGAGUCCUACGUUAUUCACCCCCACUCGGCUCAUAGUCACUAUUUAACGGACCAUUUACUCUUUCAUGGCUGUCAACCCAACUUGGACAGAAAUAUUGUAAACAUUGAGUGAAAUACAGUAAAUAUGUGAAAAAACCCAAGAGAACCACUACAGGUGACUACAGAGAAUGUAUGAACAUUCUCACAACAAUUAGGCAUGUAAUGAGGUCCAAAAUCUUGUGACAGCAAUGCUCUUAGGUAUCUUGUCCUAGCUCACUGUGAUGCUGAAUUUUCUAGACCUUCCAGUCAAGUAGGUUUGUUCUUCUGGAACUUUUAUGGCUACAGGCUUGUUAUAUGACAUACAAAUAUAACUUGAUCUAAUUUUUUGUAUUGACCUGAAUAGAGAAUGGUGCCUUUCAAUUUCAAUUUCACAAAAGUCUUGUCUCAUUUUAAAACUUGAGGAUGGCAUAGAUUUAUUGGUAUUUUGCACUUGAGCAUUUAGUACAUGCAUUCACAAGAUAAAUGUCUUGCAAAGACAAUUAAUAUUAAAUUAGUUGAUGACUAUAAAGUUGUAAAUAUUUUAAGGAUUCUUCCAACAAUUUCCACAUGCUAGGCUGUCUUCUUUCUUCCUACAAUCAGUACUAACACUUAUAAAUGGCUUUUAUUCACACUAUCUUACCAAAGGUGCUAUCCAAUCAAUUGUGUUAAGAUCUUUAAGCUCAAAUGGCAGAAGCAGGCAGUAGCAGUUGGUUAGAGUUUGUAGAAUAUUGAAAGCUGCAGUAGCUUAUUACCUUCUUUUCAGCAUAGAUAAUGUUUAUGGGAUUGACUGUAUGCAUUUUAGACUGCCUGUGGUAACCUAAAGUAAUGUGUUAACACAAACAUAUUUUCUUAUUUUUACUGAUGUCUACCAAAGGAAGGUGCUGCAAGCAGUCUAUAUGCUUUUCCCUUUUUUUCUGUCAAUCACUGAUCAAGUGAUUGACAUUACAGUUGACCACUGAUACCAAAAACUGAUAACUGACCUGAUAACUCAAACUUCCCCUUUUUGGGAAAAAAAAGCAUUUUUGAAAAAAAAAACAUAAAUGGUCGCAAAUUGUUACAGCCGAAUUCGAUGUAUCACAACGCUGUUCACUGGACGAAAACCAGACAAUGUUCGCUACAGAAUCAGAAUGUUCUGACCGGCGGAGCAGAAAAGCCGUAAAGCCCCUUAGGGGCUUCAUUGGGUGUGAUCGAAGCCAUUUCUUACCCUAAAUUCUAAAAAUCACUGUUAUACCCAUGGGAUCCCCUAAGGGAUAGCAUAAGCGUAAGAAUUUUAUAGCAGUUGGAGGGGGAGGGAAUCCAUCUAGCAAAGUCUGACACUUGAAGUUUAUUCUUCAAGUGUCAGACUUUGCCAACUUCCUCUAAAAACAUAUGCACUCGUAUAUAGUAACACGCGCUAGGCGGAGCGCAUCCGGCAAAUCUCAAUAAGAAAGUUUACAUAUGCUCGUCCUAUCCCUUAGGGUUUAAAAUUCGCCCCAAGUGCUAUCCCUUAGGGUCUGGAAAUCUGGGUCUGGAAAUCUGCUGGCCUUAGGGUGUCUACCAGGGGACCCAACCCAAAAAUACAAACCACACUUCCUGUUACAGUUUGUAUUAGGUCAGCACCGGAUGCCGAAUAUCAAGAGGAUGCUGCCUUCAUUCACUGAAUCUAGUCAUUUGUCACGCCUGCAAUAUAGUAUGCAAUGUGUUGGGUUCAUGCCAUGAGCUUUUCAAGUUUUGACAACUCGCUGGCAGAAUUAUUUCUUCAAAAUCGUGUUGUGAUUGAUGCACUUGCACCCGAAACUAGAAAGCGCAAACUGGAAGAUUGCAAGAUAGGAUACACAAUAAAAGUCAGGCCCGUACCCAGGGAUUUGCAAACACACCCCCCACAAUGGCCAAAGGUCCACUUUCGGUUCCCAAUGGACAUGCUAUUUGUAGACAAAACUAUAAAGCAUAAGCUAGAUCACUCUGGUACGUAGCCAAAUCCGACAAUACGUCCCGUGAAGAUCUGCAAAAGCAUAAAAAAAAUCCCUUUUUGUUCUUUCGGGGCUGUUCAGAUUUUAUCAGAGAACACAUCCCCCCCCCCCCCAGAAAAAUUAGGUCCACUUUCUCAGAUUCCGCACCCCCCUGGGUAUGGGCCUGAAAGUGUCGAUCAAAAGGAUGGAGGUCCGAAGGCCUUUUAUGGCAACGCAACCAUGGCGGUAUUCUUCCCGUAAAGUCUGUAUGAAGAGGAGCUGUUAUGCUUUUGGUUCUCUGUAAUUCAAAACUUUUCACAAGCAGGGAAAAUAAAAGUAUUCUCGAAAUUUUGUAGAAUAAUUUGUAAUAUGAAAUAUAUAUUUUUUUAAAUCUGGGAAAAAAAUAAUCGCGACAAACUUUUAAAAAGGUCACCCCCCUUUUCUAAAUCCUAGAUCCGCCACUGCAGAUGUCAACUGUACGUGAACUCUCGAGAACAUUGAUAAACAAGCUAUAUGAACUGUGGGGAAGCUUGCUUUUUUAAGCAGAACACAGCACUAAAACUACUAAGCUAGGCUUUGGAGCAGGGGUAGGCAAUGGCCCUGAAACAUGCAAUGGAAUUCCAAGGAAGUUAAAAUGAAUUUGAUACAUACUAACUUUUUUUAAAUAUUGCAGCUCAUUAAUAACUAUUUAUAGUUAUUUUCUAUAUUUCAUUGAAAUAUUUAUGAUUAAUAAUUUCUAAUAAUAAAAGGUGUACCUUUA